Molecule: messenger RNA, 1566 nt
Organism: Fonsecaea erecta
Lineage: Eukaryota; Fungi; Ascomycota; Eurotiomycetes; Chaetothyriales; Herpotrichiellaceae
Exons: 2
Coding region: 1-1566 (521 amino acids)
Biological process (GO): proteolysis
Molecular function (GO): aspartic-type endopeptidase activity
Source: RefSeq, a predicted model, not a curated record
AUGCAUAGUCGUUGGUUAUCCCUGCCCUUGCUAUCCACCUGUGUUUCUGCAUUCUAUCCCUACCAUACUGGCGAUGGAGGAAAUGAGAACAGCAAGAGGUUCAUCGCUUUGAGCCCCGAGCGUCUGCAUGACGGCGACUCGGCUGUGGUGACCAUCGACAUCAAGAAAGGAAUGGUGAAAAGGAAUAAUGUAUUCUCAGUCGUCAAUUCCUCAGCUCCUAACGUGCCCAAUGCCAUGGCGAUCAACGAAGACGGCGACGACUAUACCUACUUCUCCACCAUGAAAUUCGGGUCCAAGGGUCAAGAGAUGUACAUGUUGAUCGACAGUGGCUCGGCCAAUACUUGGGUCAUGGGCUCAAAUUGCAAAUCCGACGCCUGUCAGAUACACAAUACAUAUGGCAGUGAAGACUCGAGCACACUCCAGACAACCACUCAAACUUGGAGUAUGACUUAUGGUACGGGCGAAGUGGAGGGUGUGGUGGUCAAAGACACGGUGCAGUUGGCCAACUACACCGUUGAGCUGGGUUUUGGCCUCGCGUCUUCCGCUUCGGAUGACUUCAACAACUAUCCCAUGGACGGCAUCCUGGGCCUGGGACGCCCCGCCUCCGAUGCGCUGGGUUCGCCGACGAUCAUGCAAGUCUUGAACGAGAAGGGCCAAUUGUCGGCAAAUAUUCUCGGCGUCCACCUGCAACGAAGCUCGGACGGGACGAAUGACGGACAGAUCACCUUUGGCGGCAUCGACUCGUCCAAAUUCAACGGCAAACUAUCCUAUUCCAAAACUCUCAACACCAACAGCUGGCAAAUUGCCGCCAGCGAUGCGGGCGUGGAUGGCAAGUCAGUGGGUUUCCAAUCCAAGACCGCCAUGGUCGACACAGGGACGUCAUACAUCUUGCUGCCUCCAUCGGACGCCGCUGCUCUGCACCAGCUCAUUCCUGGCAGCUCUGCGAACGGAGAGACCUACACGAUACCUUGUUCCUCUUCGGCCAACGUCUUUUUCACGAUCUCCGGUUUCCAAUACUCAGUGUCUCCCAAGGACUACGUCGGCAAGCCAAGCGGCAGCAGUGGAAGCUGCCAGAGUAACAUCAUCGGCCACCAGGCGUUUGGGCCAAAUGACUGGAUUUUGGGCGACGUCUUUCUCAAAAACGUCUACACCGUCUUGGACUUUGAUAAUGCAAGAGUCGGUUUCGGCACGAUAUCAGGAGCCGUUCCUGUCAAUGAUAACACCGCAACCACGUCCCGGUCGACGACGUCGGCAACAAGCAGCGCUCACUUGUCGGCAUCGACUGUGUCGCCUGUGUCGACCACCUCCAUCGCCGCCACGGCGUCAAAGCCCCAGACGACCAUGGCGACAUCGAUAACGUCAAAACCAAACAACCCCACCUCUACGGCUGGUGCCGAUGCGCCGGCCACGUCGUCCCCAGACGCAGGCGACAGCAGCCCCUUCGGAGAAUCGAGUGACUCAGGGUCUUCCUCUCCAUCUUCAUCAUCCUCUGCGGCAGCAGCCACGCGGCCGAGCCGUUUAGCGCCGCUGAUGGCAUUUGCAUUCAUGGCGGGAUGUAUCUUAUAA